AUGGCGCCAUUCACGUUUGAUAUGCGGAAUGUUUCCAGGGCCCUCAAUAGGACCGAGAUGGGAGAGACGAACGAUAACCCAAGGCAAGAGCUCGCUGCAAUUUACCGGCGGUUGACAGAGGUCGAUCCGACCUUCAAGAAAAUCAUCAACCACCACCCCGAACUUAGCCUGGAGAACUGGAAAGCGCGGACGAAGGCAAAGACAAACGAGCUCGGCCCUUACUCGGAUCUAAUCGAACAUGGAUUUGCUCUUCGCGCACACGUUCACGGCAUUCUCAACCCGACGGACAGCAGGCUUCUUAACUUGCCCUUCGAGCUCCUGGAUCAGAUCUGUUCUCAAGUCGACACCAUUUCGGCACGCGAAACCGAUUUCACCUGGGCGCAACCACACAAGAGGCGAAAAGUAGACAUCGAAACUCUCCAGUCCCUUCGCCUGACUUGCCGCCGUCUCUGUGAGGCAGCAUCCCCUUACUUGGUUCCUACCAUUGCGGUCCAUGUCACACGGAAAUCCCUCGAUCGUCUGAACGCGAUUUCCCAGCAUGCGACCAUCGGACGAGGCGUGCGCUGCAUCCGCAUCCCGCUGGGCUUCUACGAUGCACUCGCGGCAUUCGCACAUGAAAACUUCAUUCUCUUGGCGAAACACGAGCUCCGGAACAAGUUCCGGAGGGAAUUCUCGCAUGGGAUGACGCGACUCAUUGGGAAAGCCUACGAUACAUACACUCGCCUCGAGGCUGAGCAAAAGCACCUUCGCGAUGACAGAUGGCACAGCUUCUCCGAUACUGUAUCAUUUGCAAUGAAGCGAAUGCCGAAUGCGACGAGACUGGAGAUGAGCGAUUCGUUUGAAUCGCAGUGGAUUCCGCCCGAGGGAGACGCCCUCGUCAAUGACGACGAACUUUACCAGUUCCUCAUAACUCCUCACCGAUGGGAGCACGUAGCCACAUCGGUUGCUCAACUUGAAGAUGACCUCAUGAGCGCUCGACGGCCUUUCGAAUUCAUUCCAGGAAUUCUUGGAGCUACUGGCGUCUUCCUGACACGAUUUGCUGUGCGAGUUAGUCCGAUGCACUUUUGGGAUGCAUUUGAGACAGUGGGGGAUGAGCAGACACUAGAUGAAUACACUUGGGUUACUGAACAGCUCCGGUGCUUCGAAUUCACGAGCAAAUAUACGCUCAGCGAUGGCCCUUCUAGAAGACCUCAGGUUACCUGGUCGAAGUUCCACGAUGCGGCUGAGUUUGAAGGCUGUGGGAAGCUGCUCAGUGUUCUUACCACGACGGACAGUCUAGAGCGCAUCUCGAUCGACUUGGAGGAGUUCAGCCGCGACGCAGACACAAUCGAAAUCGGACCACAAAAGCCGUGGCAUUUCAACUGGUUUGUCCGAACGCAACCAUGGCCCAAUCUCCAACGACUCACACUUUCGAACGUGCGUCUCAGCUCUCAAGACUUUGCCGUUCUUCUUGGCGAUAGAGAGAUAGAACUUAGUCCUAGCUCUGUUGAGAUGGUUCAGGGUACGUGGGAGGAGACACUGGAUAUGUUGCGGCGCAAGACCGACGCGAAACAGCGGGGAGAGCAAGGUCUCGAGCCGCUUAGAAUUAUGGCUUUGACAAGUCUGUCUGGGGCUGAGUGCAAGGAGAUGGGCGAAGACGAGUACCGCGUCCCAAUCUCCAAAACUCCAGCAAUUCGCAUUCCGACUUCCUACUUAGUAAGUUAG
Molecule: messenger RNA, 1704 nt
Organism: Colletotrichum scovillei
Lineage: Eukaryota; Fungi; Ascomycota; Sordariomycetes; Glomerellales; Glomerellaceae
Exons: 2
Coding region: 1-1704 (567 amino acids)
Source: RefSeq, a predicted model, not a curated record